AGAUAUUCCGACAGUCCAGGAAUGCAGCCUUGGGUUUGGUUUACACCUCAAACGCUUGAAAAAAUGCUAAAGGAAAAGAGGUUAUUUUGGCAUCUAUGUGAAGAACAACACGUCCUUAAAAUCUCUGUAUAAGAUAGUAGGCUCACAAUGAAUGAAGAAGCAAAGAUGCGAACCAGAUGUCAUCUUUUGGACUUGCCCUGGGAGGAUGUACUUGUUCCACAUAUUUUGUGCUAUUUGCCGCUGCAACACCUUGUCAGCCUGCAGAGGGUGAGCAAGCAGUUCCACAGCCUCAUCCAGAUGUAUUUGGCCAACUGCAGGACUUUUGAUCUGUCCUCGAUUGGACCAUCCAUUCCCAAGGAAGCGUUUUGCUCCAUCUUAAAGGACAACAAACUUCUCCACAGCCUGUCACUCCAGAACUGUUCAGCCUGGGUGACAGACAAGGAGCUGCUGCCAGUAAUCGGCCAGAACCAACACCUGCAGAAAGUGGACAUGAGCGGAUGUGUUUGUCUCACCCGUCACUCCCUGGUGGCCGUGUCCUUGAGCUGCAUGCACCUCCAACACCUCGGCCUGGCGCACUGCGAGUGGGUGGACAGCCUGUCCCUGCGCAGCCUGGCUGACCACUGCAGGGGGCUGCAGUCCAUUGACCUCACCGCCUGCCGCCAGCUCAAAGACGACGCCAUCUGCUACCUGGCCAAGAAGUGUUUGAAGUUGAGGUCUCUAUCUUGUGCAGUCAACGCCAACGUCACUGACGAGUCGGUGGAGGAGGUGGCCAAAAACUGCAGGGGCCUGGAGCAGCUGGACCUGACAGGCUGCCUGCGGGUCAGGAACCAGUCCAUCAGGACUCUUGCAGAGUACUGCCCGAAGCUGCAGUCCUUGAAGGUGAAUCACUGUCACAAUGUGACAGAGUCAAGCCUGGAUCCUCUACGGAAGCGCAAUGUAGUGAUAGAUGUUGAGCCGCCUUUACAGAGGGCUCUGGUGCUUCUUCAAGAUGUGCUGGGGUUUGCUCCCUUUAUCAAUCUCCAGAUAUAGCCAAAGAGCUGUUUGUCCAACCAGUGCACACAGGUUUCCUCGUCAAAGCAGUCACUCUCAGCUACAUCACAUGUACGUGAGUUGCUCUCACAUCAAGACAAUUCAAGUUUACCUGGAUGUUUUUACACUCAAGUUUAAAAAUUAUGUUGACAAAAACACUCACUGGAGUGUGAUCAAAAAUGCAUAUUUAAGAUGAAACUGAAAACAAGUUUGCAUUUGCAAAUGAAAGAAAGCCAUGUACUUUUAAGAAUUGCUGCCUCAUGUCCAAAAGAUGUCAAUGCACUAUUUGGUAAUCAUUCAGUGUUAUAAUAAUGUGGCUAUUUAAGUACAGACAAUUAAGUAAA
Messenger RNA from Etheostoma cragini (Arkansas darter), 1373 nucleotides. It is a transcript of the gene fbxl15, whose product is annotated as F-box and leucine-rich repeat protein 15. The coding region runs from base 148 to 1029 and encodes 293 amino acids. Gene Ontology annotation, molecular function: protein binding. The record is from RefSeq and is a predicted model, not a curated record. NCBI's taxonomy places the organism in Eukaryota, Metazoa, Chordata, Actinopteri, Perciformes, Percidae. The transcript has 5 exons.